Molecule: messenger RNA, 4782 nt
Organism: Cuculus canorus (common cuckoo)
Lineage: Eukaryota; Metazoa; Chordata; Aves; Cuculiformes; Cuculidae
Product: dynein regulatory complex subunit 4-like
Exons: 10
Coding region: 16-1443 (475 amino acids)
Biological process (GO): flagellated sperm motility
Cellular component (GO): microtubule; motile cilium; Golgi apparatus
Molecular function (GO): small GTPase binding; microtubule binding
Source: RefSeq, a predicted model, not a curated record
UCGGCCCCCAAGGAGAUGAGCAAGGAGGAGCUGGAGAAGCAUGUUGAGCGUCUCCGUGAGGAGCUGGACCGGGAACGGAAAGAGCGCAACUAUUUCCAGCUCGAGCGUGACAAGAUCCACAAUUUAUGGGAGAUCACCUGCCGGCAGCUGGAGGACAAGAAAGCAGAGCUGCGUAAAAAGGACUUGGAGAUGGAAGAUUUGGACAAGCGGCAUCAAGCGGAGAUCAAGGCUUACAAGGAGAAGACGAGGCACUUGCUUUACGAAAACCAGGAAAACCUCAAUGAGCUGAAGGCGGAGGGCAUCUUGUCCAUAAAGCAAGCUCAGGAGGAUCACUGGGCCCAGGAGAUGAGGCUGCAGGAAGGCGUGGACACUUUGAAAGCGAAGUUGAGGAAGCAGCAGCUGGCCCACGAGACGCUGGUGAAAAACAUGCUCGUGAAGCAAGAAGAGGAGAUCACCCAGCUGCGCCGGGACUUCGAGAAACAAGUGAAAGAGAUCGAGACCAAGUACACAGAGAAGAGGCAAAUCCAGGAGGAUGAGCUUUGUUCACGGGGGAAGUUGGAGAUGUGUGAGGUGGAAGAGAGGAAGAACGUACAUAUUAAUGAGCUGAUGAGGGACCACGAGAAGGCCUUCAAUGAUAUCAAGAACUACUAUGAGGAUAUCAAGCACCAAAACCUGCAGCGCAUCAACUUGCUGAAGGAGGAGAUGGAGAAGAUGAAAAUGAGAGAGAAGCAGUGGAGAAAGGAGAGGGCAGAGUUGCUGUCCCAGAACAAGGAGCUGAAGGAGAUGUUGGAGUCCACGCAGAAGCAGGCGUUUGAGCUGAAGAAGAAGUUGGCCCGGUGUGAGUACGACCAGGAUGCAAAAGGCCAUCUGAAAAUCACCCAGAAGGAACUGAAGGACCUUCAGUGGGAACACGAAGUGCUGGUGCAGAGGUUCAGCAAGGUGCAGGCGGAGCGGGAUGAGCUCUAUCAGAAGUUCACCAAAGCCAUUCAGGAGGUGCAGCAGAAGACAGGCUUCAAGAACCUGCUCCUGGAACGCAAGCUGAGAGGACUUCACAGCAUCCUGGAGGGAAAGGAAGUGGAGCUCAGAGAGGUCUUGGCAGCCUCCAACCUUGACCCAAGCACUCUCUCCUCGGUCUCACGGAAGGUGGAGGAUGUGCUCAAGACCAAGGACACCACCAUCAAGGAGCUGCAGUUCCAGCUGGCCCGAGCCACCAAGGCACACAACGACAUGCUGCAGGUGCUCAAGGGAAAGCUGACAGCCUUUGGCAUCCCCUUGGACAACCUGGGCUUCAAGCCCCUGGAGAGCCCUCAGGUGGGGCAGGGCCCUGCGGGACUCGUUUCUGUCCCCAAUGUAUGCCAACGAACACCAAGGGACCAACGGCACCGGGCAGAGAGCUGGACUCUGCCCCCUUUGCACUUCGUGCCAUCACGCAACCGCCAGUAAGCAUUCAGGAGUACCUGGAGGACCCCUUCUCUUCUUCCUGGUGGACCAAAAGGAGCAGCCCCCAGCAGACCCCCUCACUCCUGGACAUCGGCCGGCUGGCUGACCAGGACCAGGAAGGACCAUGGCUCAUCCCAGCAUCCCACCCACUGGACCAGCCUCCCCUGCCUCCUGGGCUGCCCUCAGGAAGGCUAUUUUUCACGACAAACAUGUUGUUUGAAGCUUUAACAGUGUUGGUCUCGUAGUUUCCUCCAGCGACCUCCAUCUCUGGGAAGAGAACGGGCGUUUCCCCUGACUGCCGUUGUAUGUUGUGUAGGAGUAGGGGCUCAUCAAUAAGCUUUGAUGAGAUCCCCUCUCAUUCUUCUCUUUUCUGAGCUAACAGACUGAGCUCACUCAGCCUUUCCUCGUAAGAGAGAUGCUCCAGUCCCUUCAUCAUCUUUGUGGCCUCCACUGGACUCUCUCCAGUAGUUCUUUUUCUUUCUUGAGCGGGGGAGCCGAGAACUGGAUGCAAGACUCCAGAUCGGGCUUCACUAGAGCAGAGCAGAGCAGAGCAGAGCAGGACGAGAACCUCCCUCAACCUGCUUGCUGAAUUAAGGAUAAAAUUGCAAUCCGAUUUUUCUCCUCUUUGCAACACUACAGAAACUUUUUCAAAAGACAAAAAUUAAAGUGUGGUUCUGUUAGGGAACAGAACACAGCAGAGUCUAGAGAAAGGAGCCACUGGGAGGUAUUCACACGUAGAAUCACAGGAUCACUAAGAUUGGCAAAGACCUCUAAGAUCACCCAUUCCAGAUGUCAGCCCAGUCUCACCGUGCCUGCUAAACCAUGUCCCCAAGUGCCACAUCUACAUGUUUUUUGAACACAUCCAAGGACGGUGACUCCACCACUGCCCUGGGCAGCCUCUUCUAACGCUUCAGCAUUCUUUCAGUAAAGAAAUUUUUCCUAAUAUCCAGUCUAAACCUUCUCUGCCAUAACUUGAGGCUGUUUCCCUUCAUCCUAUCACUUGUUACUUGGGAAAAGAGACCAACACCCACCUCACUACAACCUCCUUUCUGGGAGCUGCGGAGAGUGAUAGGGUCUCUCUUCAUCCUCCUCUUCUCCAGCCUAAACAGCCCCGGGUCCCUCAGCCGCUCCCACAACCCCUGGGCUCCAGCCCCUUCCCCAGUUCCAUUCCCUUCUCCGCAUGCACUCCAGCCCCUCAAAGUCCUUCUCGUAGUGAGGGGGCAAAACCGAACCCAGGAUUCCAGGUGCAGCCUCACCAGCACCGAGCACAGGGGGACAAUCCCUGCCCUGCUGCUGCUGGCCACCCCAGGGCUGAUCCAAGCCAGGAUGCUGUUGGCCUUCUUGGCCACCUGAGCACACUGCUGGCUCAUGUCCAGCCACUGUCAACCGACAUCCCCGGGUAGCUUGAGGAGAAUGCUUUUGGUAUAUAUCAUCACCACAGAGGGAUAGAGCUGCAUUUCAGGAGAUGUAAAAGGAAAGAGUAGCUAUUUGGUUCCAAAGUGGAUGCCACUCUAUUUGCUUAAGCAUCUUGGCAAUUAUCUUCACUGAGCGUCUUUAACAAUGGCAACACGUGUUUGAACGAGGUGCCAUGUGUCUUCUUUAAUGUGUAUGAGUGUGCCUGAUGUGUCGUGGGAUGUGUUCCUUCCCCCAUCUCCUGCCUAGAGACAGAGGAAGGGGACUGAGAAAAAAUCCUGUGGAGGACGGGGAAAGGAGCCUGAAGAGGAUUUAGAUGGGGGAAUGAGCCUGGGGAAGAUGGGGACAGAGGAUGGAGACGGAGGAAGGAGCCUGAGAAAAAGUCCUAUGGAGGAUGGGGAAAAGGAGACUGAGGAAGAUGAGGAUGGAGGCAGGAGAUGUUAAAGCAUUCAUCACUCCAGUGCUUGCCUACACCUCAGGUUCUUGAAAGAGUAUCUUCUUUAUCCAGACAGCUCAUCUCUUUUCUUACACUGCCAUUACUACUGCUGGCAGUCUCCAAACGGAGUUAUUCUAAGGUGACACUUCUUGAUGUGCGCAUUGAAGUUGUUUAUAAUGAAUCCAGAAACUGCACAAAAAUACUUCCCAAAGGAAGUAUAAAUGGCAGGGGGAACUGCCAACACCGAACAUUAAAGAGCAGAGGCAUCCAGAUUGGUUUAUUCCAUUUUUUUUUAGUGUUUUAUUUUAGAAGUGUUUGCCUACACUUGUUGAUUGACAAGAACUUCCAGAGUUUGAAUUCUCAAGCUUUUCUUUGUCAACACAAAAGUGUGACAACUGCAUGUUGAGAUUCUCAUGCAUCCAGUGUAACUUCAGGAGCUGCAGGUGGUAUUCCUUCUCCCACAGCUACACAGCAAGAUUAAUGAGAUUUCUAAGGAAAUAACUCAACAUUUAUUUACUGAGAUCUCUUCCUAGCGUAAGAGAUGAGGGGGGGGGUGUCCUAAAGAAGAGGAUGGAUUGAGAAGAAAAUGAUAAAAGAGACAUGCAUAAAAUUAUCAGGAAAAUAAAUUUAAUAAAAUAGUGUCCAGCAAGGCCAAGAGGAAAAGAGGACUUUACUUGCAACAUGUGGGAAAAAGAGGACCUGGGUACGUGGCUGCCAAGGAGUUUCCCAGCCUUCACUUGCCAUUUUUUUAUUAUCACUUGUCUUUGACUUUUAAAGCUACUCACACUUGGCUGCUUCACACCAGAAAUGGUGCAUGUAUUUUGGAAGCAAGUUUGAAAUAAUAAUUCUUGUAAUUUAUGGUUUGUUCAGUUGAAACUGUGUAAUUGCAGCAGAGAACAAGAGCAGAACGAGUUAGCUUCUGAUUUUGGGGAACAGAACAUUCCUACAAAUAUUGUAACAGUCACUGAAAUUUCACCAGAAGCAAGGAUUUACUGUGACACAGGAAACACAAAGCCUGGGAAAAAUGAAAUUUGGAGGAGAUACUGCUUAUGGGAAAACAAAGGAGGAAGCACUAGAUUGUAUUGUGAUGCCAUCAAGGUAUAAAACAUUAAAUGACGACUGCACUGCUGUAUAGUUUAUUCCAGCAGAUAUACAGCAAAUUGAAUUUACUGAAGAGAAGAUUAAAAGGAUCACAGAAUGCCUUUCUAUGGGCUAAUAAAUGCGCUGGAAUGAUGCCCGCAAUUCCCGCACGGCGGCUGCCCCCUGCCGGGCAGCACUGGGUACUGCAGCGCCGCUGUACCGGUACCGGCAGCACCGGGCGGGGGGCUACCCCUGCUGGGAAGCACCGGCUGCUGAGCCCUGGGGCGGCUGUUCCAUGCCGGGAAGCACAAGUUACUGAGGCCCCGACAGCACCGGUACCGGCACCGACAGAGCGGGGCAGGGCCGGGAGAGCCGCGCUGGAUGGGGCGCAGCAGCUCGGAGGAGCAUGGGCG